UAUUUUAUUCGUAGGGAAAGAGCGAUAACUCUUAAAGCGUUUUCACUUUCUGGUUUCGAAUUCGAGUGCAACAAAACGUUUGAAUAUCCUGCGCAUGCGUACAUCUGGUUUGAAAUUCGUAAACGGAUUGAUGAUUUAAUGACAUGUGAACCGAGAAAAGAGUUAAAGUUUUCAUACUUCUGUGAAAUAUAUAUAUAAUCAACAAUAAGUGGUAAAUUUUAAGAGAGUAUCAUGGAUAUGGGAAGCCUUAAAGUUGGUGUCAAUGUUGACAUUCAACGAACUGAUGGUCGCAUACAUUCAGCUGUUAUAAGUGGUCUAAAUCCUGAAGCACGAAGCGUGACAGUGGAAUGGUUCGAGAAAGGUGAAACAAAAGGAAAAGAGAUUGAGGUAGAGGCUAUCUUCUCCUUGAAUCCUGACUUUGCUCCAGCUCAGCCCCCUCCAAGUAACCGUGAUAUCCAGUCUUCUAAGAGUAGUAGGAUUCCAAAUGCAGGAGAAGGUCCAAAAGCUGUUCGAAAAGCACCAUCCUCUGCCAAAUCACGACAAAGCUAUGCAGCAAAUUCCAGACAAUCAGUUGCAAACCAGAAUCAGAAUGGCCAUGCUGAUCCGAAGGGAGAUCCCAAGGCACCUCCUGGUGGUCGCAGAAAGUCAAACUGUGUGAAGGAAGUGGAAAAAAUUCAACAAAAGCGAGAUGAAAGAAGGGCCAAGCAUUUAGCAAUCAAGGAACAAAAUGAGUCCCAUUUUGAUACAGCGGACCCAAACUGGGAGUUUCAGGCCAUGAUAAAGGAAUACAGAGCUGGGCUGGAAUUUCGACCGCUGACUUCCUCUGAUCCCAUUGUAAAUCAUCAGAUCUGUGUGUGUGUAAGGAAACGCCCACUGAACAAAAAAGAAGUAUCAAAAAAAGAUGUGGAUGUCUUAACACUUCCUAACAAAGAGUGCACCAUUGUACAUGAGCCUAAACUAAAGGUGGACUUGACCAAGUACCUAGAGAAUCAGACCUUCCGAUUUGACUAUGCAUUCGAUGAGAACUCCACUAAUGAAAUGGUUUACAGGUAUACUGCCAAGCCACUAGUGGAGUGCAUCUUCGAGGGCGGUAUGGCUACCUGCUUUGCCUAUGGUCAGACAGGCAGCGGUAAAACACAUACAAUGGGUGGAGAUUUCUCAUCUAAGGGUCAGCAAGACUGUGCUAAAGGAAUCUACUGCUUAGCUGCCCGGGAUGUUUUUAGACUUCUCAAUACAAAGUAUAAAAAGUUGGAAUUACAAGUUGGUGCAAGUUUUUUCGAAAUAUACAGUGGAAAGGUGUUUGAUUUGCUCAACAAAAAAUUGAAACUACGAGUGCUAGAGGACCAUAAAGGACAAGUGAAUGUAGUAGGACUAAAGGAGGAGCACAUAGAGAAUGCAGAGGAUGUGUUACGACUUAUCCAGCACGGGAACAAUGUACGGACAUCAGGGCAGACAUCAGCCAAUCAGCACUCUUCUCGUUCACAUGCUGUAUUUCAAAUAAUCGUACGCAGAAAGAACACAAAUAAACUCCAUGGAAAAUUUUCUUUGAUAGAUCUUGCAGGUAAUGAGCGGGGAGCCGACACAUCAAGUUCAGACAGACAGACAAGAAUGGAGGGAGCGGAAAUCAACAAAAGUCUCCUUGCUCUCAAGGAAUGUAUUCGUGCUUUAAGCAGAAAAGGGGAAUAUCAGCCAUUUAGAGCUAGCAAGCUAACACAGGUGCUCAGGGACUCCUUCAUAGGAGACAAUUCUAGGACUUGUAUGAUUGCCAUGGUGUCUCCUGGAAUGACGUGUUGUGAACACACAUUGAACACACUACGAUAUGCUGACAGGGUGAAGGAGUUGGGACCAGGCGGACCAGUGGAAGGGAAGCCAGCUGAGAUAGCUUUGCCAAACAAUAUCAACUUUGGAGCCAUGUCACCUCAGAACAGUGAUCUAGCCAAACUCAAGACCUCCAAUCAAGAUGAGAUUCCGGAUGAGCUGCUGACAUUCCAUGAAGCUGUGAACCACAUGCAGGAGAUAGAGGAAGAGAUUAUUGAUGACCACAAAGCUCUUAUAGAGAACACACAGAAGUGGUUGAUUGAAGAUAAGAAAUUGGCAAAGAACUCUGAUGAAGCUGAUUAUGAUGUAGAAGCAUAUGCAAAACAGCUGGAUACCCUUUUAGCAAAGAAAAUCCAGACACUGACCAAAUUAAGAGAAAAAGUAGCCAAUUUUAGAAAAGAAAUACAGGAAGAGGAAACUCUUAGUAAAAACAUCAAGAGCAAGAAGAAAUGAACAACAAAAGAAGUAAGGGACAUAAAUCAGCAUCACUAUACCACCGUCGUUAUCUCGGGAAGUUGCCUAUGUGAACUCCUAAGGAGUGUCAAGUAUGCAUGUUCGCUGUCUGUGAUAUUUUUGUGUUUUCUUUUUUGCUUCCCAGGAGAGAUUAACUCACUCAGUACUUGAACAGAGAUUUUGUUGACAAGCUUAUACUGUGAUCACGGUAAAUUAGCCAAGUAGACCAGUCUCCACGCCCAACAUUUUGUCUCUUUUUUUCCUCCCUUUCUGAAUUUUUCAUCUUUGUUCUAAUUCUAGUCUUUUGAGGGUAUAUACAUCAUGUAUUUAUACUUGCCAGCUGUUGUGAGGUCAGUGUUGUGUCCUUUGAAUCAGAUCAUGAAUCGCAUCAUCUCAUAAGUCUCAUAAUAGAAAUCCAUUUAACAUGUCUAUUUAACAUUGUAUGUGGGGUAUUUUGAAUGUCAAGAUUGGAACUGGAAAUGGGAGGAGGUAUUUGAAUGACAUUAAAUUAAAGUGGCACAUGUAGUUUAAAUCACACUAGUCACAAAUAACAUCACAUUGCCUUUUAAUUUAUUCAGAUUUGAGGUUGCGUUUGAAUUUUUUUUUCUGUGUGAUAGUUACAUGUACACAGAGUACAGUAAUAAUAACCGGUAUAAUGAUCAGUGGACAAAGAGAGGGUGUGUAAGAGGAAAAACUAUCUCAUUAUGCAUGUCCCACAUGAAUAUAUGCUCACAGCUGUGUUCUUAUGAAAUUCAAGAACAAUACUUUCAGAUAUAAAAUUUCUUUUACAAUAAAGAUAAUUCAAACUAAGAUGUGUUCAUCUCUAUCAGAACAAAAUCAGUGUUGCAGCUUUUGUUAUUUCAUUGAAACUUUACUAACCUAAGAGAAUAACUCUGCUAUUUUGUAUUUAAAAAGAGUUCAUGGUUUACUGUGCAAUAAGAUAAAUUGAAUGUAUUUCUAUUCUUUUAACAAACUUGACAUUUGUCACAUGGAGGUUGAGACAUAUUUUUUUUCAUGGAUGCAAGCUUGGUUGUGUAUGCAUUGUUCAUUGUUUUUUUUAUUGAACAUGCACACCCUGAAUGUAUUAGAUUUUUUUGUUGAUAUUGUUGAAACAUUUAUCUGUAAUCUCAUACAACUGUACUGUUAUUUUAUGGCUUAUAAUUUUUGUGUACAUACAUGUAAUAUUUAAAAAGAAAUGAACAUUUCUCAUGUUCAGUUUGUAAACAUGUAUAUAAUGUGUAAUAUAAGGUACAUUCAAACCUAUUCUUGUGUAUUGUACCUUUAUGUACUUACAGAGUUAUAUUGUGAAUACAAGGAAACAUAGAUUUUUAAUAUUACUGGUAUAUAUAUUCAGCAUUAUGAUUUGUUAACAUAGCCAUAGAAGUAGUUGGGAGAGUGAUAUCUAUUUAAUAAACUACUUUUAGGUACAUGCAUUUUUCAAACCUUUCUACAGUUUCAUAACUUUACUAGUAGGAGCUCAUGUGUGAAAUAAUUUUGAAAUUGUGAUAAAAAUGCAAUAUACUUUUCCAUAGGUAGUGGUUCUCAUAUUUGUAACAAUGUUAUAUCUUGAUUUUCAUUUAUAAUAGUGACAAAGUGUCACAGAGCAUUAUUCUCUUCCAACUUAGAAAAUUAUACUAGUUUUUAACAUGACAUUCCAAAAUAGCCCUUUCAUCAGUUUUCUUGUUGCAAAAACCACUUACAAUAUAACAUACAUUUAUCUUGCGUUCUACAAAACCAACAUGGAAUACUGUUGCUAUUGUUUCAUGACAUUGUUAGACUUUCCUCUCUGUUUACUCUUUAAUCCAGAGUUGUUAAAUUUCUGUUUUGCAAUGUAUUGACAUCUUACAGAUGUUUUAUGAUGUGCGAAGGGUAUGAAGAUUUUAUUAGUUGACUUGCUAAAGAAAAGAGAUCAAUCAAAUAGUAGGAGUCUAGAUUUGCAAUUAAUGUAUGCAUUCAAUGAAGAGCUUAUUAAGUUUUCUAGCAACUGAGGUUCUCAACUGCUGUUCAAAUUAUGGUCACAAAUGAAUAAAGAAUGACCCAGGA
Molecule: messenger RNA, 4314 nt
Organism: Ostrea edulis (European flat oyster)
Lineage: Eukaryota; Metazoa; Mollusca; Bivalvia; Ostreida; Ostreidae
Product: kinesin-like protein KIF2A
Exons: 21
Coding region: 232-2271 (679 amino acids)
Biological process (GO): microtubule-based movement
Molecular function (GO): ATP binding; microtubule motor activity; microtubule binding
Source: RefSeq, a predicted model, not a curated record